AUGUCGUCGCCGGCGUUCUCGGUGUUCCGCUCGCCUCAACUCAUUGGCGAUGAGACGCCGCCGGGGCCGUCGAGCAAUCGUCAACUGUUGAAGCGUAAACUCGACGAGGCCUCGCUGACGCCGACUGGACUGCCCGACGGCCUUCAACACGCGCCCUAUGUGAAGCGUGUGCGUUCGCGACUCUACACGCCAUUGGAUUUCGACCGCGAAUUGUCGCCGACGCAUCCCGUGCCCGAUGGUGUGACGAUCUCGCCGGUGAAGGUUCCCAAUUUGCCGGUUCCCAAUUUGAAGUUUCUCGAUUCGGCCAACGAGGCGGCGGCUGAGGCGGCCGUCGACAAGCUCACCGAAAUGCCGGCACUUCGGCCGACGACGCCGCGCCGCUCGUUGGUGUUCCCGCCGCGAAAUGUGUUCGGCGUGUGGACGCCGAAAACGCCGACGAAAAUCCGAAAAUCGCCGAUUUUCCACAAAAGCGCUGAAAAAGAAACUCCAAUUCGAAGCACCCCGCGACGACGAAGCGAGGGAUUCACCGCGAUGGAGAUGGAAGAAUUGGGACCACUCGCGCCGCGCCGACCAUCGAUUGUCAAUGCGAAAGGAAUUCGUCAGAAGGCCGUCGCCGCCGUGUUCGCCUAA
This is a messenger RNA of Caenorhabditis bovis, 630 nucleotides long. Lineage: Eukaryota; Metazoa; Nematoda; Chromadorea; Rhabditida; Rhabditidae. The record is from the annotation of a GenBank genome assembly.